Messenger RNA from Gregarina niphandrodes, 414 nucleotides. Its product is annotated as putative ubiquitin-conjugating enzyme E2. Lineage: Eukaryota; Apicomplexa; Conoidasida; Eugregarinorida; Gregarinidae. Gene Ontology annotation, molecular function: ubiquitin conjugating enzyme activity. Bases 1 to 414 code for a protein of 137 amino acids. The transcript has a single exon. Gene Ontology annotation, biological process: protein polyubiquitination. Gene Ontology annotation, cellular component: nucleus. The record is from RefSeq and is a predicted model, not a curated record.
AUGGACAUCAACCGUGAUCCACCGGCGUGUUGCAGUGCGGGGCCGAUAAACGAAGACUUGUUUCACUGGCAGGCGACGAUAAUGGGUCCGGAUGACUCUCCUUAUCAGGGAGGUGUGUUCUUCCUGGACAUUAUCUUCCCAACGGACUACCCCUUCCGGCCGCCGAAGAUUACCUUCAUUACGAGAAUCUAUCAUUGCAACAUUAACUCUUCAGGUGCAAUUUGUCUGGAUAUUUUAAAAGACCAGUGGUCACCGGCGCUGACCAUUCCCAAGGUGCUGCUGUCUAUUUCCUCCUUACUAACCGACCCUAACCCGGAUGAUCCUCUUGUGCCCGAUAUUGCAAGACUCUACCUUAAGGACCGGGAGAAACACGACUCCAUCGCGAAGGAAUGGACCGCCAGCUACGCUCGCUAG